AUGGACCAGCACUCAUAUUUUUCAUUCCUGCUACUUCUGGCAGCCUUGGUUUUCAGCAUUCAUGCUGCAGAACCAGAAGAGUGGAUGAAGUGCUUUUAUGACCCUGACUAUGAGGAGCUGCUAAAUAUUGCCAGGAAUGGUUUCAACAAGACCUCAAAGCCAAAGAUUGUUGUGAUUGUCGGGGCAGGAAUAAGUGGACUCACUGCUGCCAAGUUACUGAAAGACGCCGGACACCAGGUUCACAUUCUGGAAGCCAGUGACCGUGUGGGUGGCCGAAUAAAGACCUAUCGUGAGAAGGAUUGGUAUGUCGAUGUGGGACCUAUGCGCCUGCCCAAGGCCCACAGAAUUGUUCGUGAAUAUCUUAAGAAAUUCAACCUCACAUUGAACCCAUUUGCUCAGACUGAUAAGAAUGCCUGGUAUUUCUUUAGAAACAGAAGGGAAAAGGUGGCAGCAGUGAAUGCAAAUGGGAAUCUCUUUGGAUAUCCAUUGGAUCCCAGCGAGAAAGGAAAGUCUCCUAAUGAACUUUAUUUGGGAACACUGGACAAGGUAACAAAAAACUGCACAGCUUUGAAGGCAAAAUAUGACUCAUAUUCCAUCAAGGAAUACUUAAUAAAAGAAGGAAAUCUGAGCAGAGGGGCUGUGGCCAUGAUAGGAGACCUCUUGAAUAAACAGUCUGGAUACUAUACAUCAUUUUUUAACUCUGUAUUUGGAGAUGUGACUUUUCCAGAUGAUAACAGUUUUGAAGAAAUCACAGGUGGAUUUGACCUGCUCCCCAAUGCCUUCCUCCAAGAAUUACGCGGAAUAAUUCGCUUCAACAGCAGAGUAGAGAAGAUUGUUCGCUCGGACAGGAAAGUGAGGGUGUUUUUCCACAAACUGGAUAAAAAGGCCUUGCAAUGGCUGACUGCUGACUAUGUCCUUGUCACAUCUACAACCAAAGCUACACGACUUAUCAAAUUCCAGCCUCCCCUUUCACAUGCAAAGGCUCAUGCCUUGCGCUCCUUCCAUUAUGCAAGCUCCACUAAAAUUGCUUUGGCUUGCACAGACAGAUUUUGGGAGAAAGAGGGGAUUCGAGGUGGGAGGUCAUUCACAGACCGUCCAUCCAAAGUUAUCUAUUAUCCAAACCACAAUUUCACCAGCGGCCUUGGGGUCCUUCUAGUUUCCUAUACUACCCGUGAUGAUGCUGAUUUCUUUGUUCCCCUCAGUGAAGAAAAGUGCAUUGAUGUGGUGCUGGAUGACCUAUCACAAGUGCACAAUAUCUCCAAAGAGUAUCUCAAAUCUGUCUGCAACAGGCAUGUGAUUCAGAAAUGGGCCCUAGACAAAUUUUCCAUGGGGGCCUUUGCUUCUCCCACCCCUUACCAGUUCAGCCACUUUUUCGAGGCCUUGUUUCAGAAUGAAGGGAGGGUCCACUUUGCAGGAGAACACACAGCCCACCCUCAUGCUUGGAUUGAAACAUCCAUGAAAUCUGCGAUAAGGGCAACAAAAAAUAUUCACAAGGCCACGACGACUGUAGUGUAGCAACAAGGAAAAAUGAGCCUAUGCCACAUUCAUCUAUUUUAAAAAAGAGGAGAAAUGAUUACUCAAUUGGCCAUUCCCAUUUUUAAACCACUAGUGUUUGUGGCAGUGGUUAUGAAUGAGUAACAACAUAUUCCCUAUUCAUUCUGCUCAUAAGGAUAGACAAAUCAAGUGCCAUCCCUUGUUACCUUCUUUUAAAAACUGAAUAUCCAAAGGGUACCUUUUUGGCUUUUAAAAUCCCAUUACUGAGGAGAGGUCAUGACACCGGGGAGUUUAUACAGCCAUCUCCAUGGGCGUAGAUAUUUCCUGGCACUAUUGGGGGGGGAGGAAGAUUGUUUUUAAAUCACCACCUAUACCACAUUGGACAGGUUUACACAUUUCUGUCAGAUAAUGUAA
Sceloporus undulatus (fence lizard) is the source of this 1908-nucleotide messenger RNA. RefSeq names its product L-amino-acid oxidase-like. The record is from RefSeq and is a predicted model, not a curated record. Gene Ontology annotation, biological process: amino acid catabolic process. Bases 1 to 1515 code for a protein of 504 amino acids. Gene Ontology annotation, molecular function: polyamine oxidase activity; L-amino-acid oxidase activity. The transcript has 7 exons. NCBI's taxonomy places the organism in Eukaryota, Metazoa, Chordata, Lepidosauria, Squamata, Phrynosomatidae.